Molecule: messenger RNA, 542 nt
Organism: Rhopalosiphum maidis (corn leaf aphid)
Lineage: Eukaryota; Metazoa; Arthropoda; Insecta; Hemiptera; Aphididae
Gene: Spase12
Product: signal peptidase complex subunit 1
Exons: 4
Coding region: 133-456 (107 amino acids)
Biological process (GO): protein targeting to ER
Cellular component (GO): signal peptidase complex; endoplasmic reticulum membrane
Source: RefSeq, a predicted model, not a curated record
CACAGACAUAUUAAUACAUUAUAAUUUGUAUUCAGAAUUUCAGAAUAAUUGAGUUUUUGAAGAUUAAUUACUAUUUAUAUUUGAGAAUUUAUCUGUGUUAAAAUAUAUUAUUUUAUUUGUGAGUUUUUCAUAAUGUUCGAUAAUUUAUCAAUUUGGAAAUGGCAUAUGGAUUUUGUUGGACAAAAACAUGCUGAAUAUUUAUUUAGAACAAUUAUUACUACGUGUGGUUUUGUUGGAUUCAUUUUGGGAUACGUAAAAGAGCAAUUUUCAAUCACAAUUGGUCUAACAUUAAUUGGAUUUUUUGUUUCUGCUUUACUAACAAUUCCACCUUGGCCAUUUUAUGCUCGUAAUCCGCUCAAAUGGCAAAAAGUAAAGAAGGUUAAGAAAAUUGAAAAUAACCUCACCUAUGAUGAAUACAAAGAAGAUAAAAAAAAAGAAAAAAAGAAAACAAAGUGAACUAGUUGGUAGCAUUUUUUUUUAAAUAUUAUAUUUUUUCCUAUUAUAUUAUAUAAUUUAAAUCCAUUAUUUGAAAUAAAUUUAUG